This is a messenger RNA of Schistosoma intercalatum, 720 nucleotides long. NCBI's taxonomy places the organism in Eukaryota, Metazoa, Platyhelminthes, Trematoda, Strigeidida, Schistosomatidae. The record is from the annotation of a GenBank genome assembly.
AUGGGGUCGUCACCAGAGAUGGAGAGGUUUGGUUUGUCUGAUGUGGAAUAUUCGUUCAUGAUGGAUCCUUUAAAACGACGUCACAACCAAUCAAAGAAGCAAACAAUAUACGGGAUUUUCGCCUCAGAUGAUUCUGAUUCAGAGCCUGAAAGAAGUGGCUUCGGUGGACGUGAAGCUGGUUUCAAGCGUAAGGGUGCCAAUUAUUCAGCACCGAUCACCUUUGUCAGUGGUGGAGUGAAGGCAGGUGCCGGUGCUUCGUCUGGUCCGAAAGAAAAUAACGAAGAAGUCGACCAGAUUUCGGAUGAUGAAGACGACAAAUCUGUCCUAAGGAGUUUGCGUCCUUGUCAUGAUUCAGACUCUGACUCACCAAAUUCAGAUAUUUAUCGUAAACCUGACAAGCCUGUGAGCAUAUCCGUUGGGGCCAGUCGACGUGUAGCAGCAGCCGCUGCAGCGGCGAAGUCUGCGACCUCUGGUUUCGGUGCUUGGGAAAGGCACACAAAGGGUAUUGGAAUGAAACUUUUAGAGCAGAUGGGUUACGAACCGGGCAAGGGUCUUGGUUCUGACGGUCGGGGUAUUGUUACUCCAGUUCAAGCUGUCCAACGAGUGGGGAAAGUAUCAGUAGGGUACUAUGGAUCUGAAAAAGCUCCCGCCCCUCGUCGAGGAAAUGAGACUGUCGUUGAAGGUUCAGACUCUGGUAAGUUAUUUUUGAUCUAUAAGUAA